Messenger RNA from Stylonychia lemnae, 1947 nucleotides. The record is from the annotation of a GenBank genome assembly. NCBI's taxonomy places the organism in Eukaryota, Ciliophora, Spirotrichea, Sporadotrichida, Oxytrichidae.
AUGGAAAGCAACAAAGCAAACAAAAAGAGAGCUGAUCGUGAUCCACUUAACCAAGAGACAGUCGAUACUAAUGAUGUAGACAUGAGAGACACCUCAGAGAUUGAUAGCCAAUAGAGAAAGAUAGUCAAAGUAAAGAAGAGAGCCUAGAAGUAGGAUCCAGAAAUCUCAGAUGAGGGUGAAGGAGGCAUUGUCUAUUCAGAAGAUGAGUUUGAAGAGGAGCAUAUAGUAGAGCGCAAUGAGGAUUACGGAGAAGAGGAUGGCUGGGAAGAUGUUGACUCCAAUUAAUCAGCCGAGGAAGAAGAUGAGCAGAUGACUGAUACUGGCAAUACCAAAGUUAAAGCAGCUGCAAGUAAAAAUCCCAAGAUAAAGGAAAUUUGGGAUGAAAGCAAGGAGCCACUCUAAGAAGGAGAGGAGCUAGUGUUCGACAACUCAGCCUAUCAAAUGCUUCACAGAGCUAAGGUUGAAUGGCCUUGCCUCUCCAUCGAUAUUUUACUAAGAGAUAGAAUAAAUCAUCAUCAGCAAAAUAAUAAUUGGUUCCCUGACUACACUCAUGCCCUGGACCCAAAGAGCAUGAUUAAGGAUAAAAAGGGAAAUAUGAUACAUAAACAUGAUAAAUUCCCCUAUACAGUUUAUUUCUGUGCAGGUGCCCAGACAACUAAGAAGAGUGACUAGAGAAUAUAUGCAAUGAAGUGGAGUGAAAUGUGCAGAACACUUAAGGAUGAUGAUGAAGUCAAUGAAGAUGAAAGCGAUAGCGAUGCUGAGAAUGAUAAAGACCCAGUGAUGAAAUUCAAUUGUGUUCCCCAUAAAGGUUGCGUGAAUAGAAUUAGAAGCAUGCACGGUACAGGUAUAGUAGCAACAUGGAAUGAUGAGAGUGAAGUUGCCAUCUAUGAUAUAUCAAAAGCAAUUGAAGCAUUAGAUGAGGUACCAAACUAAGAAAAAAAGAAGAAGAAUGAACCUAAAGGUUUUGGAGGAUGCAAGUUGGCUUCAUUUAAGCAUAAUGAUGAGGGAUAUGCUCUUGAUUGGUCUUCAUUGACUUGGGGCAGAUUAGCUUCAGGAGGAUGCAACUCAUAAAUAAAUCUAUACAUUCCAUCUGAUGAGACUUGCUCAAGCUUCGUCAAGGAAACUUAGGUUGGUCUCUAGGGUCACCGUAAAUCAGUAGAGGAUGUGCAGUUCUCACCUUCUUAGGAGAAUGUCUUGGCAUCCUGCUCAGUUGAUUAAACAGUCAAGCUCUGGGAUCUAAGGGCAACUGCAAUGAAGGCUCAACUCUCAUUCAGAGCUCAUGACUGCGACGUCAAUGUGAUCUCUUGGAAUUCUAACACUAAAUUCUUAUUGGCUUCUGGAGACGAUAAGGGAGAGUUCAGAAUCUGGGAUCUCAGAAUGCUGAGACCUUAGGAUGGAGUAGAGCAAAAAAAUUUUGACUCAAUUACAAGAAUCAGAUGGCACACUCAAGCUAUCACCAGUCUGUAGUUCUAGCCAGGUGAAGAGAGUGUACUAGCAGUCAGCUCAGCAGAUAAUAAACUUACUCUUUGGGACUUCUCAGUCGAAGUUGAUGAAACAGCUUAGAACUAAGACGAAGAUAUCCCACCACAGCUGAUGUUCUUGCAUCAAGGAUAGUAGAACAUGAAGGAGUUGAGAUUCCAUCCCUACUAUAAAGAAAUGAUAGUGACCACAGCUGAGGACAGCUACAAUAUAUUCAGACCCAAUCUUGAUCCAGUAGAGGAUGACCUUGUGAACCCAGUUGCUGAGAGUGAUCCAAAUAGCAAUGAGGAGAGCAAAGCUAGUGAUGUCACUGCUGCCUCACACAAACCUCAAAACUACUAUGUCAAUUCAGAUGACGAGGAAGAAGAAGAGAAGAGAAUGGUUAAAACAGCUAUAAAGCUUAACAAGCAACGUACAGAUAAUAAAGAGAAAAAGAGUAAAGACGGCAAGAGAAGAAAAAUAGAGUGA